Messenger RNA from Spizellomyces punctatus DAOM BR117, 1091 nucleotides. RefSeq names its product nuclear cap-binding protein subunit CBC2. The record is from RefSeq and is a predicted model, not a curated record. The coding region runs from base 68 to 733 and encodes 221 amino acids. Gene Ontology annotation, cellular component: nuclear cap binding complex. Gene Ontology annotation, molecular function: RNA cap binding. Gene Ontology annotation, biological process: mRNA cis splicing, via spliceosome. The transcript is spliced from 6 exons. Lineage: Eukaryota; Fungi; Chytridiomycota; Chytridiomycetes; Spizellomycetales; Spizellomycetaceae.
AACAAGCUAGCUCGCCUGUGAGCCUUCACUUGGACUGUUGGGUUUCACUCAUCUGCUCAUUCAAACCAUGACCUCCCUAGUUACGUCCUUGGGAAAACCGUCCGUCUACAAAGACAACAAAUAUCUUGGUACCGACGACGACUGGGAACGCGAAAUAGCAGCUUCGAGUACGCUGUACAUUGGUAACCUUUCAUUCUAUACAACCGAAGAGCAAAUUUAUGAGCUCUUCUCGAAAUGCGGCGAGAUCAAGCGUAUUAUUAUGGGUCUGGACCGAUUUAAGAAAACCCCGUGCGGUUUCUGUUUUGUCGAAUAUUACAACCGACAAGAUGCUAUGGACUGCAUGAAGUUUAUCAACGGAACAAAGCUUGACGAACGAAUUAUCCGCACAGAUCUUGAUCCAGGAUACAAAGAAGGUCGGAACUUUGGCCGUGGAAGGAGCGGUGGACAGGUGCGUGACGAACAUCGAGAAGACUACGAUGAGGGGCGCGGGGGCUGGGGAGCGCGACAACGGGAAAUGGAAGCCCGAGAAAACAGGCAGCGGGACACAUACGACAGUUUCACUACUGUACCGAAAGGAGCAGCCUCCUCAUACUACGCUGGAGAUUCAAGUUAUAAACCAAAGAGAGCAAGAGACGAUGAGGAUGAAGGCCCACGCAGAGGAAAGAGGGGACGGGACGAUGACAGAAAUAAUCCUCGAUUCCGCGAAAGAAGCGCAACCCCAGAGGACGAGUGAAGUAGAGAUCUUACCAUUAAUAGGAGAAUGGUGCUUGUGCUUGUUCAAGUGUACAUAUUACAGAGCUUUGAGCUCCAGAUCAGACACAACAUCAAGCCGUCCCGUUGCGGUCACUUUUUAAGCAGCUUGCAUUCACUGUACCCUGUCUAUCAUCUUCUCUGAUUGUUUACAACUAAAUUUAUAGCUACAAUGGGGUAUAUAGGAUGUCUUUGUAACAACUUCGACACAUAGCAUCUGUAACCAGCAGGGCUUUCAGCAAAACUGAUUCACAAAGGGGGGAGAUGAACAUCGCGACACAGUAGAUAUAGAUUCGACAUCUACAAAAAGACAUGCAGGAUUAAGCAUUCUUGGAGGAGUG